Molecule: messenger RNA, 1355 nt
Organism: Glossina fuscipes
Lineage: Eukaryota; Metazoa; Arthropoda; Insecta; Diptera; Glossinidae
Gene: MED30
Product: mediator of RNA polymerase II transcription subunit 30
Exons: 5
Coding region: 243-1355 (370 amino acids)
Biological process (GO): positive regulation of DNA-templated transcription
Cellular component (GO): mediator complex
Molecular function (GO): transcription coregulator activity
Source: RefSeq, a predicted model, not a curated record
UAAUGUUUACUAUCGUAAUUUGAAAUUGUACUUUUUUUUACGAACGCAAUCGCUAAAUAUAUGAAGUUAGGAAAAAAAUUUUUUCUGAUCUCUUAAUCUAACUAAAACUAACUAACUUAAUCUAAACUGAAAGCCAUAGUUACGCAAUAUAUUAUAAAGCAUUGGUGCAUCUCCAUUCAACAUACCAAAAAAAAAAUAUUAGAUUGGUGUUGCUGGCAAAUAUUUUUUCAAGACAAAAAAAAAUGUCUGGUCAAUAUCCUGGCGGGUACAAUAAUGCCAUUAGUGGUCAUCGAGGACAGUUUAAUGCUCAGCAACAACAACAACAGCAGCAGCAGCAAAUGAUGAAUCAAUUACAAAUGGGAGGACAGCACGGAGGGCCUGGUGGCAUGAUGUCCAUGGGCUCCAUGGGCUACAAUCAAGGAGGUAUGAUGCAACAACAGCAGCAGGGAAUAGGUCCUGGAGUAAUGAACCCCGUCGGUAUGCAAUCUCCUUCGCAUGUUCAGCAGCAAUUAAUGCAACAGCAACAAAUUCAAAUGCAACAGCAGCAACAACAAAUGGGACCACAAAUGGGUAUGGUAAAUCAACCGGGUUUAAGCCCACAGGUGAUGCUACAACAGCAGCAGCAGCAACAACAACAAUUGCAACAAGUCCAAAUGCAUCAGAAUGUCAAUAUGCAGCAAUCACAACAAAUUCAAAAUUCUUCGGGCGCUGCUGCGAAUAUGAUUAUGAUGGCUCAGCAGCAGACGCAACAGCAGCAACAACAACAGCAGCAACAACAACAGCAAAGUCAGAUGCAACAACAAGCUCAACAAGCACAAACACAACAACAAAUGCCACAAGGAAGUGGCAGUCAAGGAAGUCAACAACCUGCCAAUAACAUAAUGUCUAUUUCUCAGCAGCCUCACAAGGAAAUAAAUAUUGUUGCGCUAUCAAGAGUAGGGCAGGAAACUGUGCAGGAUAUUACUUCACGCUUUCAAGAAAUUUUCACUGCUCUUAAGGUCAUACAGCCAACAGCCAACCGCGAUAACAGUACCGUUAAAAAGGUUCAAGAGCACUUUCGCACUAUAAGAUUGCUGUUUAAACGGAUGCGCCUAAUAUAUGAACGUUGUAAUGAUGGUUAUCCCCAAGGCAUGGAAUAUACGACAGUAGAGAGUUUGAUACCAUUCAAAGAUGAGCCAGAACACCGCCUAGGCCUAGAAGCAACUCAGUGCGAAGAAUAUCGAAAGGCUUUACAGGAAAAUCAGGAACUAAUUGAUACCGUGAAAUUAAAAAAUCGUCAGUUACGUGAAAUUAUUGAUCGUACAAGAAUUAUCGUGUGGGAAAUAAAUACAAUGCUAAGCAUGAGAAAAUCUUAA